Messenger RNA from Ochlerotatus camptorhynchus, 1515 nucleotides. Its product is annotated as caspase-like. The transcript is spliced from 2 exons. Gene Ontology annotation, cellular component: cytoplasm. The record is from RefSeq and is a predicted model, not a curated record. Gene Ontology annotation, biological process: positive regulation of neuron apoptotic process; apoptotic process; proteolysis. Bases 440 to 1264 code for a protein of 274 amino acids. NCBI's taxonomy places the organism in Eukaryota, Metazoa, Arthropoda, Insecta, Diptera, Culicidae.
CCACUCCGAAAAAUAUUGAUGAAGUCAUUCAAAAUAGUUUCAUUCAUAUUCAUGACCGAACUAGUCCCGGUUUGUCAUUCAGUUCCAUUUUCGUGUAAAUUGAUAAGGCUGAAAUCGAAUCUACCUCCAAUAUAGACUAUUUAUUAACGUGCCAGGUAAUGUUAAAUCAAUUAAAUCAAAACAAUGAACUUACACGUGUUGUGCGUUAGAUCGUUAGAAUGCAUCGCUCUUGAAUUAACGUAUGAUUCAUAUUUUACAUGGUGUAGUGGGUGUCAGUGAACUUGGCACUUGUUAGUUACUGAAAAUUGUGUCACAAAAGGAUACGCAGUUGCGCUUGUCCAACAACUCAGUGAAAGUUCUUUGUUUCAAUUUGCAAUAGUAAAAUGUUUCAUCUCUUGAGAUCUUUUCUAACUUUUGUUUAGCAUAAUACUUUUAGACUAUGAAAAAAAUCAUGUUUGGGCGCAAAGAAGUCAAUUCCCCGCAGAUUCGUCCCACCGCGACGCCUGCCUAUACAAUUGAACGCUAUUCGUCCUACUAUCCGAUGAAUCAUAGAAGCCGCGGCCAAGCUAUAAUUUUUACACAUUCAAUAUUUGCUGUGCCAAAUGUUAAACUACCGACUAGAGACGGCAGCGAAGUUGACUGUAAAAUGCUGACUGAAUCGCUCGAACGGCUGGGAUUCGACGUAAAUUUGCAUAGGGAUAAGCGAUUGAAAGAUAUUCUUCAAAUUACGGAGAAAGUUUCAUCAAUGGACCAUUCCAAUAGUGACUGCCUUUUGGUUGCUGUUUUAUCACAUGGAGAUGAUGGUGAAAUUAUCUACGCACACGAUUGUCCCUAUCAAAUAUCCAGCCUGUGGACACAAUUUACCGGUGACCGGUGUCGGACGCUUGUGGGGAAACCUAAAAUAUUUAUCAUUCAAGCAUGCCGAGGGAAUGAGCUAGAUGCUGGAUUGAAAAUCGAGAAAGAUGGUGUUGCAAGAUACAGUAUUCCUACGAAUGCAGAUUUCCUGUUUGCCUUCGCGACCAUUCCGGGUUUCAUGUCAUUCCGUAACACCAGAAAUGGUUCAUGGUUCAUCCGUGAACUGUGUACCGAAUUAAAUGAAAACGGACAAAGAUAUGAUAUGCUAACACUGCUUACCUUCGUGGUACAAAAAGUUGCUUAUGAAUAUGAAUCUUAUGCUCCCAACUAUCCAGAACAUCACAUGAAAAAGCAAACCCCUUGUGUUGUUUCAAUGCUAACUAGGCUACUGUUGUUUAAUAACGUCUAAUUUGUAAUUUUUCACGUAACGAGUGCGCACAUUUUGAUUGUUUUUGUUCUUUCCAAAGAUGAGUUUAACAUUUACAUUGCUUUAUAAUGUUACGCAUGCGAAACACUGCACAUUACCGGUACUUUCCUUUAUAACUUAUGUUUACUGCCCAUAAAAGCAUAACUGUCCCAUAUGGGACAAAUAUGCUUUUAUGAGCAGUUUAGCCUCUAUUGAUUCUUAAUGUAUUGUUAUUACAACUUUUAAUAUAUUUU